Sordaria macrospora k-hell is the source of this 603-nucleotide messenger RNA. RefSeq lists its product as uncharacterized. The record is from RefSeq and is a predicted model, not a curated record. Lineage: Eukaryota; Fungi; Ascomycota; Sordariomycetes; Sordariales; Sordariaceae.
AUGUCUCGAACGGCAAUGUCGUCCCGAGGCGCCACUCUCGUCGCCGAAGACGAGGAAGAAAACGGCAUUUACGCCAAUGGCAGAGGAGUCGCAGGAUGCUCGUGCUGUGGUGUGAAUCCUUCAUCACUGCUUAAGCCCGUUGACCUCUCCGACAGGCCUGACACCAGUCUCCUUGACGAGGACGAAAACGCGUUCUGUCUCUGGCCGCUUUUCGGUCCUUUACUAUUCGAAAAUGAAAGCAGUGACUGUAGAGAUCACUGCGCUAAUGAGAGAACGUUCCUCUCCUUCCUGCGUUUAUCGAUUUACAUGGCCAUCGUUUCCGUCGCCAUAGUUCUCUCGUUCCACCUUCGCAAGGCAGCUAGCCCUCUAGAGUUGCGUAUGGCGAAGCCAUUGGGUAUCAUAUUCUGGGGACUAUCUGUCUCUUGCCUUGCUGUCGGAGUUGCCAAUUAUAUCCAAACCGUGAACAAGUUCAGUCGUAGGGCGGCAAUUGUACAGACGGGUUGGAGAACACAAAUUAUCAUGGGCAUUAUAGCACUGUCUAUAGUUGGGGCAUGUUUCACGCUUUUAGUUGUGAAUAAGUAUGGGGAACAAGCUGAGGAGUAG